Molecule: messenger RNA, 3297 nt
Organism: Eimeria maxima
Lineage: Eukaryota; Apicomplexa; Conoidasida; Eucoccidiorida; Eimeriidae
Exons: 3
Coding region: 1-3297 (1098 amino acids)
Source: RefSeq, a predicted model, not a curated record
AUGAGGGAGGGAGAUGCCGAUGGUGCGCCUCCCAACGCCCACCGCAACAAGAGGCGGCAGCAGCCGCUGGAGCAGCCGCCAGUUCAAAAACAGCAGCAUGAAAAACAGCAGCCGAAUGGAAGGCAGCAGCAAGACCAACAGGGUCUGGCGUUGAAUGCCGAUAUGAGGGACUCUUUGCAUGGAGAAGCUGCGUUAUGGCCUUCUCCGUCUUGUCCUGGCAUUUCCUCCCAGAGCAGUAUGCCAUCAGGUGCUGCUGCUGCCUCUGAUACCGUUGCUGCAGCUUCUGCUGCUGCAGGUGUGUCUAGCAAUUCCAACUCUCCUUCACGUAGCACAGCGUCUAGGGAAGCCUUGCAGCUCCUCCCCCUGUUCUGCGAGGACUGCGGACAACAGGAUCCCGUGCCGAGCACAGUUCAAGCUGCCGCUAGUCAUGAGGAGGAUGACGACGCAGAAGAAGCGGCAGCUGCAGCAACUAGUUCUGCUGCUGCUGAUUCAACAGCUCUAUGUGUGUCAACUGAUCUGCGAGGAGUUGUAGGGGGCCUGGUGAAUUGGUUUGGGGCUGGAUGGGUGGCAGACAGGUUUAGCGUGCUGAUGCGCGAUAGCCUCCAGAGCAUGAUGAUGCUGCUGCUUCGGCUGCAACGCCAGCAGCUUCUGCGCCGUUUCUGUCCAGACCUAAUGGAACGAUAUACGCACGCUUUAAGCGAGGGCAGACUCAGAGCCGAAAGACAUAGUGUGCGUACAGGUGACGGUUACGAGAUCCACUUCUACCGCCUGCGCAGAGUCACUCGUUGUUGCUGCAUAGACAGCUGUGGGUGCGAGGUGCUGCGAGGGACUGCAGCAUCAGCAGCAACAGGAGGAGCAGCAGCCACACCCACACCAGCAACAUUUGCAGCCUUCCCCGCCAGCAGGUCUGCAACCAACGAAUUAUGUGACUCUGGGCCACCGCCAGCAAUGGCGGGAAGUAGCAGCAGUAACAGCAGCAGUCUGGAUGGGGACUGCAGGGGGCAGGUGUUUGUGUUUGUGCAUGGGCUGUUGGAGUCCUCUUUGAACUGGAUUACCGGUGGCUUUCUUUCUCUCCCGUUCAUCGUUGCCGAAAGAGGAGGUGAGGUUUGGCUGGUGAAUAGCAGAGGAAAUGAAUACACACGGAAGCUCAGCACACCUAGCCAACAGCAACUGCAGAAGCAGCAGCAACAACAGGAUACGUCCGAUAGGCCGCCUGUUGAGCUGCAGGCAGACGAUAACCGUCCCGCUUACUCUUUGGCAACCCUGCACGCCUUCAUUGAGGAGCAACAGCAAAACUUUCUCACAGCUCGGGCGCAGCAGCAAACCUUGCGACGUCACGACGAACAGCAGCACCGGCAGCAGCAGCAACAACAAUACAAUAUGGAGGGGGAAUGCUGCUCCCUCGUGUGCUGCCACUGCAGCGGCCUGACGUCUUUUCCAUCCAUUCGAGGGAAGCCCCAAGAACAACAAAAACAGCUAUUAAAAAAUGCGUGCAUGCAAGCCUCCGCGUUGCUGCUGAACAUGCACUUGGGGGGCCAGAACCCUGAGGGUUUUGUUACCGUCAAUCACCAACAGGAACAGCAACAGCGGCCGAAGCAACCGAGGCAGCAGCAACAGCAACAGUUCGAGCGGGUGCUGUCUGAGUCUGAACUUUCGACCGCAUUGUCUUCUGCUGGUAGAGCUUUCGCGGAGAGCGAUGCAAGUGUACAUACACCCCCGCAACCAACAGCAGCCGCAGUUACAGAGGGAACGGCAGCAACACCAGCAGCAACACCAGCCGCAGUCGUGGGUUGCGUUUCUAGAUGUCUCAGCAACGACAGUAUGCUGCAUGCACUGUGCAACUGUGGGACUGUGGGGGAUAUUUGCUCUUGCGGGGGUGCAUGCGCAUGCACUGCUAUGGACAGCCACGAAGAGGACGUGCAGCCGGUGGUGGGAGCUGCUGCUGCACCAGGUAACUGCGGUGCAGGAAGACAGCACCAUACGGAUGCUGCUGCAUCUGCAUGCGGAAACGCCAGUGUCCCCCGCAGGGACUUGAGGCGGUCUGUCUGUGGCUGUGGCGCACAAGAGUGCACCAGCAGCAACAGCAACAACAACACCAACAGGAGGUGGCUUCCCCGGAUUUGCAGGGGCUUUAGCAGCAGCUGCCCUCCUUUUGUUUUUUCGGAUGAUUUGGCUUCCGGCCUGUGGUCGUUUCAAGAUAUGGCUUUCUUUGACCUCCCUGCGCAACUUCAAUACAUAGUGCAGCACUCACAAACCCUCGCCAGACGCCGAGAGGCUAUGCUGGCUGCUCCUCCGGGUGGCAGAAGCAGCAGCGGAGGGAACGCGUUUGGCUGUGGGGUGGUUGCUGUGGGCCAGUCGCAAGGGGCUGCGCAGCUGCUGAUAGCUCUUUCUUCUUCUCCUUCUUUGGGUUUGCUGCUGCAGCGUUCAGUUCUGUUCUCUCCGCCUUUGAUUUUGCAGCCGCUGCAGCAGCUACCGUACUCUGCUCGGGUGUUGCUGCUACUAGGUAUGCAACACCCUACGCUGCUGCUGCAGGCUCUGAAGCUCUUUGUUAGGUUUAUACCGAAGCGGCUGCUGAGUACAGCAGGCAAUGCAAUUGUGGGCUCAGGGAGGAGGGGGGGCAUGCGCUUCUACAACACUCCUCUGCAGCAGCAGCAACUCUUCCUCAACUUUGCCCAUACGCCUUCUGGUAAACCCGCAAAUCCUGCUGUUGCUGCUGUUGCCGCUGAUGCUGCCGAAGCUGUGGGCGGUACAUCACGGCAGAAUUUUGUGCAUUGGAUGCAGCAGCUGAACAGCGGCGAGCCUUUGUCUUCUUUGUCUGCUCCCCCUUCGUCGUCUGCGUCUUCGCCUCCAUACUAUACCCCUCCUGGAGGGGAAUUCACCAGCUCAUCGGGGGUGGGAGAGCGGCUUGAGAGCACAACUCCUCAGCAUAACGAACAGCAGCAGCAGCAGAGGCAGCAGCAGCAGUUGCAACAGCACGAGAAGCAACAGGACUGUGCUGCGCUGCCAGGCAUAAAAAUCGUUCAGGGCCGCUAUCCGCUGGAGAGUAUCACCAGCCAUCUGUAUGCAUUCCUCGGGGCGCACGACAACCUUGUGCAAGCAGAGGCGAGUGCAGAGUAUUUGAAACGAUGCAUAAAGAAGGAGAAGCUUCAUUUGCAGGUCGUUGAGGGUUUUGGUCACCUGGACUUUGGCUGGGGGAAAGACAGGGCUGAGGACUUGUACCCGCAACUCCUGGGGCUGGUCACAGCUUGCACGGCCACCUCCUGUUGCACAUGCAAAGCAGAAAUGGGAAAAUGGUAG